Messenger RNA from Psilocybe cubensis, 1623 nucleotides. RefSeq lists its product as uncharacterized. Gene Ontology annotation, molecular function: oxidoreductase activity, acting on paired donors, with incorporation or reduction of molecular oxygen; iron ion binding; heme binding. The transcript has 13 exons. Bases 1 to 1623 code for a protein of 540 amino acids. The record is from RefSeq and is a predicted model, not a curated record. Lineage: Eukaryota; Fungi; Basidiomycota; Agaricomycetes; Agaricales; Agrocybaceae.
AUGACUGACUAUAUUCACUCAGCGAUUGGUGUCCUUCAACAAUGGCUCGAGCACACUCAACUCACGGUGACAAAUGUAGGACUCGCUUUACUAGCUCUUUUCGUGACUUCUCGUGUCGUCAAGUAUCGCAAAGGCCUUCGGGCUGUGAGCUACAUGCCAGGGUUUCGCAUACCCUUUCAUCCACUUUCGUUACCAGCGAUCCUGCUGCCAAAGGCGUCGUGGAACCCCAAUUACUACUCUCCGUGGACAUGGCGAUACUCAUUCUAUAAGCCGUUCCCGAACGACACCAUAUCCGUUGUACCUUAUUUGGUCGGAUCGCCUACUUUCUAUACUACCAAUGUCGACGUCGCACGUCAGGUCAGUGGCGGAGGUCACAAGUGUAGCUUCUAUAAGACGCCCGAGUCAAGCGCAGCAUUCUUACUUUGGGGAAUGAAUAUCGUCGCGGCAGAUAAAGAAACUUGGAGGAAGCACAGACGAAUUGUGGGACCUGCAUUCAAUAACAGCUUGUACCAGAUGGUGUGGACCGAAACUUUGAAUACCUAUAAUGACAUGGUCGAAGCGGAAGGCUGGAAAGGGAAGAAAGAAAUAGAUGUUCCCGUCAUUCAGACUUUGACAUUCAAACUUGCUUUGUUGAUCAUUGGGAAAUGCGGAUUUGGAUUCUCUUUUGAUUGGUCUUCUCCGCCUCGGUCAGAAGAUGGAUCGUUGUCAAUCCAGGAAGCCUUGCGAAUUGUGGCCGAUUCACACAUGAUUGCGACCUUCUUACCAAAAUGGAUUCAGAAUCUACCCACAAAGAAAUUCAAGGAAGUACGAGAGGCGCACGGGAAGUUAUUAGGAUUCAUGAAGCAACAGGUUGCAGAAAGACGAGCGGAGGUCCGCUCUAAUAGUUCUGAGGGUAGACAUGAUGCCUUCACCAUGUUGGUUAAAGCAAACGAGGACGAAGGAAAGCUUAAAUUAAGCGACGAUGAGCUUAUUGGAAACGUCUUUGUCAUGCUUUUUGCUGGCCACGAAACGACGGCACACACGCUGGCUGCAACCUUGGGGUACUUGGCGUAUCAUCAAAAUCUUCAGGAUGAGGUGUACGAUCAGAUCGCCUCCGUUCUUGGACGGGACCGUGAGCCGACAAUCGAUGACUAUCCUUCUUUGAAUAAAGUCCUGGCGGCGUUCUAUGAGGGUGUCAGACUUUUCCCUGCUGGCCAUAUCAUGAUUCGCCAGGCGUAUGAGGACACUGUCUUGAAUAUUCCCAAUCCCGUUGGAGAAGAGGGCGUCACAACAUUCCCUGUACCCAAGGGCACAAAUGUGAUUGUUGACAUGAUCGGAGUCCAGUACAACCCACGAUAUUUCGAUAACCCUGGGGAAUACCGCCCGUCCAGGUGGUAUGGAAUCAGCAACGAGUCGGAAAGUUUCUCUGCUUUUAGCAUUGGAACUCGCGCGUGUCUGGGGAGGAAAUUCGCGACUCUGGAGUCUGUUUGCUUCCUUGCUCUUCUACUUCGAGACUACAGGGUCGAACCUGCCUUGAGCAACGGGGAAACAAAGGAUGAAUGGAGGGAUAGGGUUUUGGAUGGGAAGAUUAUCUUGACUUUGGGUGUCAACAAUGUUCCAGUUAAACUUAUCCGCAGAGUAUAA